AUGAAGGGCUGCGCGCUGUUUUUUGCUGGAGUGGUGCUCUUGGGACUCCUCGCCUCUCGGGCGGAGGCCGGAUGCCCCAGCAACAGGGGGAUCUCCAGCGACUGUUCCUUCACCACUUGCUCCGAGCAAGAGUGCGCCGCCCAAGGCUUGGAGUGCUGUCCCAAACCCUGCGGGGGAUCCUGGUGUGUCAAGGGUGUCAGUGACGGUGAGCGUCGAGUACCGUCCCCGACGGUCUCGGCCUGCCCCGAAAAGCCCCUUCCCCCACCCAGGGGCGGUUGCAAGGGCGGGCGUUCAAGCGUCACGUGCGCCGACUUCCACUGCGGUGACCAACCCUGUUGCGUGGACGGCUGCGGAAAGCCCUACUGCCUUCCGGAGCUGAUAUUUUUGAAGGAUUGACGCUGGACCGGUGAAAUCGAGAACCACGAUCUUAGUGCUUCCGACAAAGGUUCCUCAGGAGACCUAAAGCACAAAUCAUGACAAGACAUGCUGCAGCAAACCCUCGAAACAAUAUCUGACAUAAGCCAAUAAAACGUAAAUUAUUUUUAAAGCGCA
Molecule: messenger RNA, 552 nt
Organism: Ixodes scapularis (black-legged tick)
Lineage: Eukaryota; Metazoa; Arthropoda; Arachnida; Ixodida; Ixodidae
Product: keratin-associated protein 5-9
Exons: 3
Coding region: 1-396 (131 amino acids)
Source: RefSeq, a predicted model, not a curated record